CGGAAUCUGGAGGAUCUCGCGCGUUGCCCUCCCUCCAGCAACCCGGGGGUGGGGGGGUUGAUGCUCCUUCGGUUGAACCUUCGGAUUCCUCCAGCUUUUCCGCCCCCUCGUCGUCGCACACGUACGAGAAGACUGGCUUCCCAUCAAUAUCACAGCCACGCGUUUCGUGGAAGGGGGACCCCCUCCUCUCUUCCGAGGGGGGAAAAAGAGAGAGUUUCUUCCCCCUCCCCCUCUGUGAGCGGACUGUAACCGGCGCUAGGUGGUGGUGGAGCAGCAAAAGGAGAACUUCGGGCAGAUCUGCCGUGUGGAAAAAGAUCGGCUUUCCUUGCAAAACUUUUUUUAAAAGCUGCCUUUUCCCUCGCCUUCCGCCGGUCGCAGUUUGUGCUCCACGAUGUAAAAAGAAGCGCAGCUACGGCACCUUUCUAUCGAGACGCGGCCCGUUCCGCCCUUCAGGAUACCCAGAUUGUGAAAAGGAGCUCCCAUUUCCUCCAGUCGUGAUGCUAAUCCGAAAAGUCUUGCUCUUCCUUCAGUGCUGCUGGCCUUCUUUGCUGCUUCACUGGAUGCUCCAUCCUAUGUGGGGCUUCAUUCAGAUUACUCAGGGUGAACUCCAGAAGUCAUGCGCUAAGCCUCUAGUAGAGAAAGCUACAGAUAAUUGCCAGCAUAUCUGCCAAUGCAGACCACCUCCAUUACCGCCACCGCCACCUCCACCGCCACCACCAAGGUUGCUUGGGGCUUCAUCUCCCACCGUUCCUAUUUGCCCUGCUGCAGUGCCCUGGCCAAGUCCAGCUAUAAUCAUUGCCGCAUGCUGUGCCAUACCGGUAUUCCUCUUUCUAGUUUUCAUCAUUUGCUACAAAGCCAUAAAAAGGAAACCUAUGAGAACAGAAGAGAAUGGAACAAGUCAAGCUGAAUAUGCAAUGACAUCCUGUCAAAACAGCAAGACAGUUGAUGCUAACAAUGCAGUGGCGUAAUUUCCGAAACCACCUCUUGAAUAGUAAACAUUAAAAGCACACAUGGAAUAUGCAAGGUGGGUGAAAUGCAGCAUCAAGAGAAGACUUAUGGCCGAGGACUUCAUUUCAGAAAUAGCGCACGCUUCAGAUAUUCUGAGAAGAAAAGCAGGUGACUCCUCUUUGGCUUGCUGAGUGUCACGAAAAGUGGGAUUAUACCGGGGGCUACUCUGAAAAAGGGAUUCACAGAGGCCUACUCACUGCAUGCUUGUUCUUUUGAAAGCAACAUUGCAGUGCCCCUUCUUCUUUCCUCAUCUUUGAUGGACUGUUUAUUUUUUGAAAAUGCUUCAGCGAUCCUUUGAUAAUUAAGAGAGUGAUCUAUUCAAGAUGGUAAAAUACCAUAAUUGGGCUUGCAGAUUCAAGCUUUGCAUUUUUCUGUUUCUCUACAGUCAUUUUAAGACCCACCCUUUAUGAUGAUCAUAUUGUUAAAGUGGAAAAUCUCCAUUCACUGAAAGGGAACAUCCCUCCCUGCCCAGCUGCAUGAUUUCAUGGAAUGUAUCCCCUCCUACACAAUCCGAUGACUAGAUAUAGGUGCCAUUCAGAAUGUCUUACAACAAUUAGCUUUACUGAUGGAAAGAAAAAUGUUACCUAGGAUAACAUUUUUAAAGUGUUUUAAAUAUUGUUAAUCCAUAGACCAGAAACAUUUUGGGCCUUAGUGUUUAAAAAAAUAUAUCUAUAUUUCGGUAUAUCUAUUAUUAUUUUGCAGUUUUGCACAUGUAUAUCCACCACACUAAUCUGUAGACAAGAUCUCUGGAAUGAUCUAAAAAUGUUUGACUCUGGAGGACAAGAAGCUGCAAUGGAAACAACUCCUUGAAGACUUUCCUAUUCCUUGAGUAGCUCCUCCAAAUGAGUGCUAAAUAAAGAAUUUUCUGUUGUAGGGAAAAAGCUGUGAUAGAUCAGUCCCCUUUUUAAUAAGGGGCUGCCAAUAGUGCCAAAAUUGCUCUGUUUUGUAUCACUUUGUGAUAAAGUACCACAAACAGUUUAAAAGCAUAAUCCAACUUUCCAUUGUCACAGUGUCUUGUUAGGCACAGUCACUUUAAUUUGUAAAAGAACGACUGAUGCUAUUACUUGUCCAUACCUUGUUUAAGAACUUAAAAUAUGGUUUCUGUCUUUCCUUUUAUAUGCCUUCAUUUGUCACAGCUGUACCAGCAAAACAAAACAAAAUGAGGUGUCACGAUCUGGCUUCUUGUCUUGCUGUCAAGCUUCAGUGAUAUUCUGUCUUUGUUGAUUCAAGCAGUCUAAAAGAAACUAGCAGUACUGUAGUCUAGAAUCAUGGUUUUGUGUCAGUCCUAAAUUGUAAGAAGCUGGUAUGUUGGCUGAAUGUAGCUAGGAUUGUCUCCAAGUAGAAUUCCAGUGUAUUCCAACCUACAAUCAGUUUUUCAGAAGACCUCUUAAAAGUGAGGGAUGGGGAACAUCUCUGCAUUGAAUUCUGAUACUCCCUCACUUAGACAAAGUCACUGUAUAAUGCUGUCUCAGUUAAAUAUGAAAAAUGAUGGAUAGGUGAGUGAAUGAGUGUAUGCACGAGUGAGUGAGUGAGUGAGUGAGUGAGUGAGUGAGUGAGUGAGUGAGUGAGUGAGUGAGUGAGUGAGUGAAUGAAUGAAUGAAUGAAUGAAUGAAUGAUUUUAGUACCUUUGGCCACUCAACAGUAUACAAUAAUACUUAAAAUCAAUAUAGUUAGUGCUGUUGCAGCAACAAUAACUUGCCUCUUAAUAGCAAUAUAAAAUACUUUUGCAACCAUUUUAGUUAUGUCUGAGCUUGCAUCUGCAAGGCAGUAAGUUACAUAAAAUAAAUAACUUAUUCCUAGGAAUCUUAAAAAGUAGUGGUUGAUUUGUUCUUUAUAUCCCAGUAGAGGAUACAGUACAAAAAAAGCAUGUUCCCAAGGAGUAAGGGUUGCCAGGGUGUCUCACUAGAAAAUUGGUUCCUUAUAAAUCUCAUUUCUAGGAUGGAUAAGGAAAAUUCAUUUAAACAGGACUUGGUGAAAAAAAUCCUAAACAUACCUGUUCGAUAUGAUGGUGAUCAAAAUAUCUUUAUUAUGAUUUCCUGGACCAGGAAAAAAUUAGUACCUUCGUUUUAGAAUACUUUAUAGUUGAUUUGUUAUUACUGUAAUAUUGCUAGAAGGCUGUCAUCAGUCACUGGAGACAUAGUCACUUUUGGCAAAGCAAAAUAGGUGAUAUCAACAUAUAAUAAAAAAGGCACAUGUAUUUGUUAGCUUUGGGCAGGAAAGUCUUCAGUUUCCAAUGAGGCUGCAAAGUCAUUCAUAUAAAAAUUGGAGUCAAGACACACCCUUCUCUAGCUCCACCCGUAGAAGGAAAUAUAUUAGUUAAAGUGCCAUUAGGUCUAUAUGUAAUCUGCAAAAAGGAUUUAGAAUAAUUGCUUUCUGGUCAGUUAUGUUUCCCAUACUAAAAACAGAUGAAAUGAGCAGUACAUCAAUCAGAUAAAUGAUAAAUAAAUAGAAUUGAAAGCUGCUUUAAGCCAAUAAAAACUAUGAAAAGAUUACACAUCAAUCCGCACAAAUAUUUCUCAAUGGGGUGGUAUAAGGCCAUAUGUAGGACAACCUUCUCUGAAUUCAAUCUGCUCAGUCCCCAAGAUUUUAGGACCUGCCAGUUAUGUCUUUAACUCAUUUAAGAGAUACAUAGCAUAAAGUUUGCCUACUCAGGGCUGACUUAACGCAUGGGCCUGAUGUGCACUUGCCCAUGGGCCCCACGAGCAUAGGGGCCCCGUACUAUCUGUGUAUGUUAACCCUUCAAUGCAUCUUUUAUCGUAUAAAUACCACAACAUAUUUAUUACAUUUUACUGCAUUUUAAUUAAUAUUAACAUGAAAAUAUAUGUUUAAUUUUAUCGACAUUUUUAUUCCUGUGAGUAGUUGUCGUAGGGGCCCCAGUACACUGCUUUGUCAGGGGCCAUUAGUGUUGUUAAGACAGCCCUCUGCCUACUGUUGAUAACAUGGGUAUUAUGGUGAAAUUUGUCCAUAGAGUUCCCUUUUAUUGUUGAUAAGGAUUUUUCAAGCAAAAUACAAUUAAUAAGGAGUAAUUUCCACCAUUUUGAAUUGAUUUUAAUACAUUCUGAAGGUAUAGGAUCUGUGGGACUUACCCUGCCUUAUCAAUUUCAUUUUUUAUGGUCAAGAAGUGUGCCUGGGGAGGGGGGAGGGAUUGGUAGUAAGAAGCACAGUGGACUCAAGGAAAUGAUUGUGGUUGUAAAUUGCAAAAAAAGUGGCUCUCUCAAGUUCCAGCAGAGAUUUUACACAAGGGGUUUUCAGAAUACCUUCCUAUAGCUUUGGAAAUAAUAGAUUUGUUUGCCUUUACUCCUAGAAAUAUAUAUAUAAAAAAACUUUUUCGAAGUGGCAUGGCUGGGGAAUCUUCUUACUGCCUGCUGUAGAGCUUUUGUAAAUGUUGCAAACUUGUUAUUUAGAAACCUACAUCUUACUUUCAUCCACUGUUUAUUAUUAUUUUUAAUCUGCCUGGGUUAUAUAAAAAGUUUACUUUACAUUGAGCCAGCACAAUAUUCAUUAAAAAAUAAACAAGAUUAUCAUUAAAAAAAUAAUCUCAGAUAUCCGUCAUUGACAUGAGCAUCUUUUGCAUAACCAUAUAUUCAAGGGAAUCAAGGCCAUAAGUAUUUCAAGAUUCCGUCUUCCUACCUCUUGCAUCAAUUUUGGCUCCUGGAUUGAAUCUUGGUUUUUGUUUUUGGUUCUUUCAGUAUAAUUUUUCUUAGGAUUGUAGUCACUUUUUUUUCCUGGUCAAGAAUAUUCAUCAGUUUCUUUAAAUUUGCCUUGGCAAUUCAUGACCACAAUGCUCCUUCUUAGAAACUCUUUUUUUGCCAUUGUUGUUACAUGAAUUGUGGUUAUUAAGCAAAUCCAGCUUCCCCAUUGACUUUGCUUGUUGGCAGCUGACUGAGAAGGUCACAAAUGGUAGUCAUGUGACACCCCCAAAUACAUGCUGCUUGCCAAGUUCCCAAAAUUUGUUCCUAUGACCACAGAGACGCUGCAAAGAAAAUGCAAGGACUGGUUGUAAGUCACUUUUUUCGCCACCAUUGGAUUUCCAAUGGUUGCUAAACGAAUGGUCUUAAUUUGAGGACUACUAGUGCAAAUAGUCAGAUUUAUUAAUGUACAAAAAUAUCUAAAGUGAUAGGUUAUAUAUCAAGUAUACCUCUCAGUGCAGCACUAAAAUAUGUUUUAAUUACCACAUAGUUUUAUGUAGAGAAACAUUAAAAAAAUGUAAAAUAAAAUAAAAAUGAACAAAAUACUAAAACAUUGGGUUUUAAAUUGUGCAGCUACUUAGAUAUUGGAAUGCUCAAUUAUUAGUGGUAAAAUUGAGACUAGAAUAGCAUGGACGGGUACCGUCUUUCAUUUCUGACCUUCAUAUUUGCUGAUUGAUUCAGCAUUUCUGUAGCUAUUUCGGUUACAUUUGUUAACAAGGCUCUCCAUUCUGUCAAGAAGGACUUUAUUAGAGUCCCAUGCUCGCUCACAGAAGUUCACCGGUUGUUUCUCUUAACAGAUAAGAGAUCGGCAAGAAACCUGAUUUUCAUUCCUGCUAUUCAUCAGGAUGAGCAGGGUCACUAACAGAUUUUGAAGGCUUGUUCCCGUGCUCUCCAUUCACUACACUCACUUGGAGUUGACAGGCAUUUAAGAAGAGAAGUACGUAACCUUUAGCUGGUUUAUACUAUAGUUAAUCUUGCAAGAAAUGUUCCUUUCUUCAAGGACUGGUAUCAAACUAGACCCUAUUAAAUUGCAGGUAGAAUCAUGAGAAGUAGAAGUACAAAGGGAAAAAAUCCAAAAUCACGUGCAUGGCAGCGUGCACACGUGUGCCUACACCCACAAUACAAUGCACCCUACUUCCCCUGUGCAUGCACAUAUAACCCUCUUUGCUUGACCCCCCUGCAACCCGUUUUGGGUCUAGUGGGCCUCCCUGAAGCCUUCUAGGACCAAAAACGGGCUGUGGAGGGCACACUACACACUGCCCCAUUUUGGGCCUAGCAGGCCUCCCUAAAGCCUCCUAGGACCAAAAAUGGGUUGGGGGUGUGCCAUACCCCCUGUGGCCAGUUUUGAGCCUAGCAGGCCUCCCUGAAGCCACCUGAAAUAAAAAAUGGGGCUCCCCCACCUUCCACGCAUGCACACGUGACCCCCCUGCUGCCAUGCAUAUGGACAAGAAUCCUCCCACACGCAUGCACAUGUGACACCCCCCCACAUACGUGUGCAUCUCCUGCAUGCAUGCACAUGCACGGUGGAGCUGAGCUGGGCAACGGCUUGUGUGCUGGCAGAGAGGGUUCCAUGUGGCAUCUGUGGCACACGGGCCAUGGGCUCGCCAUCACGGGCAUAGGCAGUUCUUGCUUAUGUUAAAGAUAAUAUUAGAGGAGUAAUAAACUUACUAGCCAGUUUGAUGCUCCUUCUUUCCUCCUAAUUAAUCUGUUGUGCGAAUUGCAUAACAGAAUCACUUUUAGAGGCUUCUCUGUAGCGUAGCUGUUAGCUGUUCUCCAGACCUCAAUAAAGCAGCCUUAGCCUGAACCUCCUCCACCUAUUUUAUUAAAGUGGCCCUGAAAAAAUACCCCAUGAACAAAAUAGCAGCACCGUGAUUAUAACAGUUUUUUAAAAAUAUUGCAGAACAUGACUGCAGGCUACAAUGUCCCUAAACAUAAGUGAAAAAACAAGAAUAAUAAAAGCUGAACUGUAUCUAGUUCAUUGAAAUAGCCUCCCCAUCAUAUUCUUGCAAGGAGUCCCUUAAGGGUUUAAUAGUUGGCAUUGGUGGCUAUUAGUUACUGGAGGUCCUGCCCAAUCAUUAUAUUUCAAUAUAAACGUCAUUAAGCAAAUAUGUACAUUGUCCAGAAGGAAAAACAUUCUUAGGGAGAAAUCCGUGGAGAAAAUAUAUAAAUUAAGCUACUUAUCUAAGUUUCUUCCCUUCUAAAAAUUAUAGUUAAUAUCAGGGUUGGGCUACAAAAUUUUCAGCAACAGAUUCUCUGCUCGGUUGCUGGGUGGGCAGGGCCAAGUGGCCUCCUUCAUCACGUGGGAGGUGGUGUUUUCGCCUUCCCCAGGCUCCGGAGGUUUUUCUUGAGCCUCUGGGAGGGCAAAAACUCCCUCCCUUGGGCUCCGGAGGUCUUCUGGGAGGCCUGCUUUUCCUCUUCAUGGACCCUGCACUUAUCUCGUAUCCAAAAUGGGCCACAUGGAGACUCCUGGGAGGGACGUGGUGGCAGGGCGUGGUAGGCGGGCCAGCCAGGGGUGGGAUUUGUAGGUUCUUCAAACCAACAAUAAUGUUAGCUAUAGGUUCUCCCAAACCCAGGCAAACCCAUAGCAGCCCACCUCUGGUUAAUAUCUUGUUGAGACUUAAUGAAAAUGGAGCAAUCAAAGUACACUAUUAAGGUUUCUGGGCCUUUCUUUUCCAAUUAGUUUGGCCUAUUGUAAUUGCAACAGUAAAAAUAAUAUAAGUUGGCUUCUUGGAGGCAGAAUUGUUGAGAAUUAAUUGCCAAUUCAAAAAAUAAAGGCUCUUAAAACCAUACUCCACAGUCACUUACAGUAAUUUACUCCCUCCUCAAUCCUACUUUGAAUGUUUCAUGGGGAGAUUUGCGUUCUCUUUCUCAUUCAGAUUUCAAUGUUAUAAUCAGUAGCAAGUAUAUAUUUUUUUCCUAAAAGAGAAUAGACAUGUUUUACAGCAUAAACUUUGAAUGUAUGCAGGGUGCAAUUAUUAUGUUUAUCAGAAGAAUUUUAGUGAACUAGUCAUUUAAUUUCAAGACUGAACAUAAUAGUUCUGUGACAGCAAAAACAAAAAUAAUUCAACUAUCAUUUUUCCCCAUAGGAUUCAAUGCUCUCCUUUAACUUGGAAAAAAAUGCAACCCCUCUGCUCCAUAGUUCAGAUGAUGGGAAGGCUGAGCAAAAAGUAUACCAUGCAUGAAUUAUAUGAACACAGGAUGCGAGUUAUGUUAGUAUAGCCACUAGUCCAUGUACUCUUUCUCAACUGCAGCAGCAGCUUCCUUGCCUUUUCCUCCCCAAGGAUGACCCAGGUCAAAUCCAGAUCAUGCUGCAUGUGUGUCCCCAACUGCAUUGCGAUUGUGUUGCAUUGUUGCUUUCAUUCAUUAAAAGAAUCAGAUUUCCUGUUAAACCUUCACUGAAGUUAAUAGAAAUCUCAUAGCGGAUACCAGUCUUAAUUAUUUGCAUCUGCUACAUCCAUCAGUACUUAAAAUGCUCUGCAAAUCAUUUUCACUCAAAAUACCUUUGGGCUGAACUUCUUGUUAGUCCUUUAUUCUGAAAGCCUUUUGAAUUCUACGUAAGAAUGUAUUUUCAGAGAAAUCUUAAGACAUACUCUCUUUAUUAUAGUCACUGACAAAUCCAAAGUAAAAUCAGAACAGAGAAAACAUUUCGAAGGCAGAUGUAAUUCUCGUUUUAACAAAAGUACACAUAAAUCCAACUUAACCCUAACACUUCAUUAGUUAAUAGUGAAGAACAGUUCAAAAUGCACAAUAAAGUUCAAUGUAAAAAUAUUAAAACGAAAAGAAGAAAAAUGUUUUUGAACUUCAAGCCAAUAGAUAUAUCCAACUUAAGAAAAAUAGAAAAACUGGCUACUAAUAACUGCUCUUAUUUUAAUUGCAAUAGAGAGAAUUUUGACUGCUUGCCAAGCCAAGUUGUCUUUUGCUGAGGGUUUGCUUGUCUUUAUUUAUUUUUUUAGCCUGAGAGCAAUAUAGAAGAUAGAACUGUGUAGAUUUCCCUAAGACUCGAGUGGAGGCUAAAAUAUGGUCUAUUUGUAACUUUUUUUUCUUUCAUUCAACCAUGUCUGAUUCUCAUAGACUGCCUAGACAAGUCCCUUCCGUUUUCUUGGGCAGGUUCUUCAGAAGUGGUUUGCCAUUGCCUCCUUCGUAGGAUUGAGAGAGAUUGGUCCAAGGUCAUCCAUUUAUCUUCCUGUCCAAGGCAACUAGAACUCUCCCAGAUACAUACAUACAUACCAGAGUUUCUACCCGCUUCCACUGAUUUGUGUGAACGGUAGUGGUAAUUUGGCUUGGGUCGCAGAACUAGCAGUGACCCAGGCUGGCCACACCCCCGAACUGGUUCCCCAG
Messenger RNA from Thamnophis sirtalis, 9035 nucleotides. It is a transcript of the gene PRIMA1, whose product is annotated as proline rich membrane anchor 1. The record is from RefSeq and is a predicted model, not a curated record. NCBI's taxonomy places the organism in Eukaryota, Metazoa, Chordata, Lepidosauria, Squamata, Natricidae.